UCCGCAGUACUGAUGUUUUGACAACAAAUGUAGCAGACGACUGUUGUGAAUGGCAAGAUCUUUAUUAUACCUGGAAAACAUGAAGCGAAGUUUAAGUCUGAAGCAUGUAAUAUAUAGUUGUAGAAACCUUUGUUCUAAAAAGAUCAAGGAAAUGAAACCAACGGCAGGGAUUGUGAUAAUUGGAGAUGAAGUCUUGAAGGGCCAAACAUUGGAUACAAAUUCACAUUUUAUAGCAAAAAAGCUGUUUGAUAUUGGAGUAAAGGUGAAAAAGAUUUUGGUUGUUGGAGAUGAUAUAGAUGCAGUAGCAAAUGAAAUAAAGGCACUAUCUGGUGAGUUUACAUAUGUUAUAACAACGGGAGGCAUUGGACCAACACAUGACGAUGUUACAUUUGAAGCAAUUGCAAAAGCAUUUAAUGAAACAACCUAUCCACAUCCAAAGUUAAUUGACAUUUGCAAAAAAUUUUUCAAAACAAGUGAUGAUACAGCUCCUGGAAUGAAGUUAGCGCAUGUACCUAAGUCAGCAAAGCUGAAUUUUGGCUUUGAUGAGUUACGUGGACGUCACACACUCUAUCCUUGUGUGUCUGUGAACAAUGUCUACAUUUUCCCAGGCGUACCAGAACUGUUGGAGAGGCUGUUUACAAUUCUUUACAAGGAGGAGCCACUGGCUCCAAAAGCUUGCCAGUUACAAUCGUCUAUUGUGUGUGUGUUCUGCCGUUGCUUGGAUCUGUUUGGUAGUAAAAACAAACAUGCACAUGUGAAAGAACUCUACCUGUCAGCAAAUGAGGUUGCUGUGACCGAGAAACUUAAUCAAGCUGUGAAAUUAUUUCCAAUGGUAUCUUUUGGCUCAUAUCCAAAAUUUUAUCACAGCUAUUACAGUUUACUAGUUACUGUGGAAUCUGACGUAGAAAAGGAUGCUGAGGAGGCUUACAAUAUGCUGAAGUCAUUAUUGGGAGAAGAUAUUAUAGUACCCUAUGACAAGUGCCCACUGGAUGAAACAUAUAGAAAAAUAGAACAAGCAGUGGCCCGUGGAGACAUGGCAACAGUGCGAGAAGCAUUCCGUUAUGUAACAUCAUUAUGUCAAAAGUACAAGCCAGAAGAAGUGUGUCUUUACCUUGAUGGAAGCAAAGCAGCAACUGCACUUCUCCAUAUGCUGUAUGCUUGUAUGAAGGAAGCUCAUUUUGCUGCAAGAGUUGAAGCUAUUUAUGCAGAAGGUGAAAAGUCCAAUGUGGAAGUGAUGAAAUUUAUUAGGGAAUCAGCAAAGAGGUAUGAUGCCAACUUUCAAGUUCUUAAUGGAGAUUUUAACAAGGCCAUGAAAUCACACAUAUCAAAACAUAAAGGACUGAAAAUUCUAGUUGUUGGUUAUUCUGUUGAAGAUGACAUGCAGUACCCAAGGGCAUCAUUUGAAAGUCUACAUGGAAUUGACAUAUCUGCUCCAUUACAAUCAUGUACAUCAUCAGAAAUAUGGAGCUUCAUCCGAUCGUUGUACAUACCAUACUGUGGACUUUAUGACAGAGGGUAUCCCACCGUUAGAAGCAUGAUGGAAGAAGUUCAUCUUACAUCCCAGGAACCUGAAAGAAGUCAUAAUGAUGGCAAGAAUAUUCAUCAGUACAAACCUACGAAAACAUCUUUGGAACCAUGAGCUCCACAAAAAUGAACUGUUAGCACUUUAGAAAUUGAGCAUUAGACUUAUGUAACAAAAAUUGUAUAUAUUUCUUCCAUACCAUUUAUUGUUUGAUGUAUUGACUAUUGUUUCUAAAUAAUAAAUAGAUUUUACAUAAGCUGUCCAUUAAUAAGGAAAAUCUUAUCUUUUCUGGACAUAAUGCUGACAAAAAAUGGGACAGUAAUAUAUUUCUGUUACUCAAUAUGAAAAAAAAGUCAGCCAAAUUUUAUACGUGGGCAAAAAUGUUAGUAGCAGCUGUCGUGGUGUGUAAUGUUAGUAUUUUUAAUUUGUUGCUUCAUGUGCAUUUUGUACAGGAUUAUGUCAGAUUUGGAUGGACUCAAUGAACAAUUGUUUUCUAUUUCAGUAGAUGAUAUACCACAGCUAUUAACUCUCUGAGGAGCAUCUUGGAAAUUCUAACUUAAGUGAAGUACAAAUCAACUGCAUAAAAUGUGGUUCUAAUGAUAGUUUUCUCUGACAAUUUUUGAUUGUAACUGAUGUAAAUACAACCAAAGAACAAAGAUAUUUUAACAAAGAUAAAUACAUGUACUUUUUCUUCUGCAGCAAAAAUUCUCAAACUGGCACUGUUCCAUGGGACUGUUAAUGUGUGUUCUCAGAAUAAGUGGACAUGAACUUUUCAGUGAGAGAAAAUAAUGAAAAACAGUUUGAACUCCAAUGAUGCAGGAUGAUUUAAGAAUAGACCAGAUGGAAGAUAAUUUUCUUCUGAUACACUAGUAAAUUAAGGGUGUCACAUGAGAACUAUUUUCUGUUCCUUAUAGAUUAAAUCGAAGGUACUUAUUUUACUGUAGUGAAGGUGUUGUUGAUACUGUGAUGCCAAAUCCUGACCUCUGCAUUCUAAAGUAAAAUUAUUCAUGUUAUUUUAAAAUUAUUCAUCAUUUUUACCUAUUGUGGCAUUCAAAUAACUAGAAAGUUUAGAAUACAAACUUAUUAUACAUGUUCAAAUGACUUAAGAUGCAUUAUCUGUGUAUCUUUGUAAGUUCUGUAAUACAUUUUUGCAUAUUACUCCAUUCUUUUUUGUACUAUUAUUUGAAACCUCCUGUCUUGGUUGUAACUUUAGUGUGAUCUACUUAGUUAUCUUAGCAGUUAAAUGUAUGGUUGGGGAGUUCGAGGAGUCUGGUCAACACUAGUUGAGUUCAGGUCAAGUAGCCCAGACUUCCAAAGUUUGUGAACUGACAGCAUAAAGUCUGUAAAUGAGGCCAAGAUUAUGUUAUGACAAUUUAUUUGUAAAGGACCAUCUUGAUCAAAUAAAUUGUACAAUUCACAGUUA
Schistocerca americana (American grasshopper) is the source of this 2945-nucleotide messenger RNA. Its product is annotated as FAD synthase-like. Gene Ontology annotation, molecular function: catalytic activity. Lineage: Eukaryota; Metazoa; Arthropoda; Insecta; Orthoptera; Acrididae. The record is from RefSeq and is a predicted model, not a curated record. Bases 50 to 1639 code for a protein of 529 amino acids. The transcript is spliced from 13 exons.